AUGCCAGCUAGCGAGGAGCAUGCCUGGCAAGAACUUGGGCUUGACCAGGAGAUAUCUGCAGAGAAAGUGAACAGUUACAGAGGAGCAGCAAAAAUUCGCCUACAGCAUUUUGCUUUUAACAGGAAUAUUCCAGACGUUCGAACGAUUCGCGAAAGCCAUAUCAAAGCUCUCGUAAACACAUUUGAAUCAGAGGGCUGCCUCCGCCUUAAUCCGGAUAACUUUGUAAAGGUGCUAAUUAGUGAUGAAAUUCUGCAACAAUCUUUAAGCAGACAGAGCUUGAGUGAGACUGACCUGUUUGAACCUGGAGAACCUCAUAUGCUAGAUCUCCCUGAGAAUGUUAAGCUCCCAGUUCUUCAUGGCAAACAUCGGCUGUUAGCGGCAGAACGCUUCCUCUGGGACAAAUGGUGGAUAGCUCACCUAUACAGUGAUGAUCUCCCUCCACGUACACAGGAGUUUAUUGAAGAGGAACACCCUAACGCCCACACAUACUGCGACGGCGAUAUUUAUCGGAACAUCAGAUAUCACCAGAGAAAUGGCAAUGUGGACUCAGAGAUAAAGUGGAGAGCCCAUCUUAGUGAAGGCAGUCGGCGAGAUUUGGCACGGAUGGAGAAAGAUUUUAAGCGGAUUAAGCGAGGCUUGGAUAACUUACUGCCAUUUGUAGGGCUCUGGAAAUCCCUUAAACUCUCAUACCUGGGUCGCUGGCUCUCAGUAUUAUGCCCAGAGGAACUGACUCGUUACUUGGAGCGCCUCUACAGGCAAUGCGACAACAUUCUAGGAGGUUAUUCACCAGAAAUUCUAGACCCUAACACCGUGACCCUACUCGAGACACUCAUGCCGGAGUGCUCUCUCCAUGACAGGGCUCUUAUUGAGGAAAUGAUGGAGCGUAGGAAAAUCUUCCCUACCCUUGAAUCUCCGAGUGAUCGUCAAGUCAUUUUGAAUAGGAUCCUGCGUACAAGUGGAAGAAUCCUGUCUCUCCACACGUUCACGAGGGACUUUAUCUAUUUUGAAGCCUGUUCUAUUGCACUACGAAAGCUCCUACCUCACACAUCCAAACGAACAGUCUCCAGCGGGUUUCUGCACAGCUACAAAGGAAUAAACCAACAUCCUGGAUUAUGUCGCAUCCAAACGGAGGAGGCUAGCUUUAACCAUCAUUUUGGCAGCUCAAGCAUUAACCCCAAUAUUGGGUACCGCCAACUCUUUCUGGCUGUCAUGCGUGACUUUCCUGUUCUUAGUAAUCUCGCACCGUACCGCGAUGUGAGGAAACUUAAACCGGGCCGUCAUGGCACUGAGUCGGAAAGUUUAUUCAAGCUGGCUAAGCUCGCCUAUGAACUUGGCUUUGAUACACCCCAAGUAAAGGAAAUCCGGGACUGGGCUGCGCCAAAUCAAGAUCAUGCAGUUGCUCGAGACUUUCUCCAGCAGGUCCGCCCGCCAACGUGGUAUGUUGUGGACACAAAAAAGGCUGAAGACCUCACUAGCUACAUUGGAGAGAAUUUACCUGCUAUGGCGAGACUGCGAGCAGCUCAUGGGCGGCCAAGGUUUACUACUAACCUUGAAAACCUUUCCAAAAAAUUCCGCUGUAGCCGACCAUCAUCCAAGCAUUAUGAGAGCGAUCGAAAAUUUUUAUAUAUUGACGUCAUGUACAAUUAUAACCCGGUUCCACAGGCAUAUGCAACGUCUCUUGCAAUCCAACGUGACAUAUUUGUUUCUUACUUCGGGGAGUAUGAUCUGCCACCAUUAUCGGGUGAACCGGUGACGGAAGACCGCGGCUCCAGUAACACUGCCAGGGUGAACGAUCAUCUACUAGCGGGUGAAUGGGAGCCUGAUCAGAACACUGAAUAUAGCUCGACAGAUGAAUAUUUACCGCGAGGUGAAGAUGGACUUGGUUCUCUCGUUGAGUCGGGUAUUCGGGCCGAACAGGCAUCCCCAUCAUUUGUAACCGCUUCCAUUUCUACUGGAUCUAGCGCUGCGGCAGUGAGACCAGAAACAUAUGAUCUGGAUAAUUUAUCGGAUUGGGCUUGGGACCCUCAUGAUACUGCAAUGAACGAGUUUCACGCUGUCGAGAGUCGACGACCAUCAAGUACGGUGAAGCAGAUCUUGUCCGAGGACGGGCUGAUAGUCGUUUAUGCCUGGGAGAGAAAAGAGUACGCGAAAUUCUCUACAAGCCCUCAACAACGGUCGGUAUUUGAAAAAUUCACUGGCAAUUUAGCAAACCAGGAGCAGCGAUUCGUCCUUAUUCGUGAGGACCGUAGGGUUGUUGGUUGGGCCAAGACCAAGGCUGUCGGACCUGGGGGAACCAUUACGACACUUGAUAGGCCGGGACCCUUACAAAUUCAUUGA
This is a messenger RNA of Aspergillus tanneri, 2337 nucleotides long. RefSeq lists its product as uncharacterized. The record is from RefSeq and is a predicted model, not a curated record. The transcript has 4 exons. NCBI's taxonomy places the organism in Eukaryota, Fungi, Ascomycota, Eurotiomycetes, Eurotiales, Aspergillaceae. The coding region runs from base 1 to 2337 and encodes 778 amino acids.